AUGUAUGAUUUUCAAGAACUUGACGGAAAUAUCUGGGAUGAGGCUAAGUAUUUUAAUGAGGUCAUUCACCGUGCUGGUCUUACUGAUACUAAGGUUUCUGAUACACCUACUAAGUUUCAUGUGAAGCUCAACUCUACUGAUGGUAUCCCUCUGGAUGAUCCCACUGUAUAUCGCGAGCUUAUGGGUUGCUUAGUCUAUUUGACAGUUACUCGUCCUGAUCUUACUGAUGCUGUUCAUAUGGUUAGCCAAUUUGUUUCUGCUCCUCACUCCACACAUUGGGCUGCAUUGGUUCGGAUUCUUCGCUAUUUCCGCGAUACUAUAUUUCAGGGUUCACUAUUGUCCUCUACUUCCUAUCUGGAUUUGGUGGCCUAUGUUGAUUCUGAUUGGGCUGGUAAUGUUAUUGAUUGCAAGUCCACGUCUGAUUUCUGUAUGUUUCUUGGCGAUUCCUUGAUCUCUUAG
Molecule: messenger RNA, 459 nt
Organism: Camellia sinensis
Lineage: Eukaryota; Viridiplantae; Streptophyta; Magnoliopsida; Ericales; Theaceae
Source: RefSeq, a predicted model, not a curated record